AGAGGAUGCUUGUGCUGUAUAUAAAAAAGUCUAUACUAUGUAUUUCAAAGUAAAGUCUUACUUUAAAAGUCACACAGGGUCAGGAAGUAGCAUGAAGAUUUGAACCCAUGUGUACUAAGUCUGUUUGCACCUCUGGGCUAAAAUUUGUUUCCUCCUUGGUUGCUUCCAUCUUGCUCUCUGACCUCAAAGCAGGAGGAAGUGAGGGCCAUCUCCUAUGUUGUUGGGAACAGCAGAACCUAGAGGGUUGGUGGUUUGGCAGUGGGUGGUAAAAAGUCUCUUUAGACUUCUCAGAUACACUCCAUGGAUCUCAGGUUGAGGGGAGUGAAGGGCUGUGGAGGCGAUGGAGAGGAAGCAAUCCAGGGUGUACCCCCUCAUCGGUGGCUGGGGUGAAUGGUGCUGACAAGGCUGGCCAAGUAGGAGAGCGAGAAGAGAAGCAGAUUCGGGAUCGGGAGGGAAGAAGCUGUGUGCCCACCUGAAUCUGUUCAGCGUGAGAUGCCCAAGAAACGUCCCCAGAGGAAACUUGGAUGUGGUCGCGGACCUCAAGGGAGGCCAGAGCCUGAGACGCAGCCCGCAGGGAUGGAGGUCCUGGACGAGUUCGACCGCGAGUUCCCCCAGAGCGUGACCUUCUGCCGACUCAUCUCCGAGGAGGACUUCGAGAGGCAGGCGGCCACCUGCACCGAGCGCGCGCUGCGCCGCCUCUUCCGCAGCAUCGACCGCAACCCCGCGCUGGCCGAGAGGGUGGUGCGCAAGGCCAAGCUGGCCGAGUACGAGCGGCGCGGGCUCUUCUCCUUCUUCUGGGCAAAGUUCUUCUGUGCAGUUCAGGGGGAGCUGAACUGUUGCAACAGCAUGGGUGCCCUGGAGAUGCACCAGCGCCUGGAGCAGCUGAAGAGGAGCAUCCACCGCGUGCAUCUCUACUCCCAGGAUGCCAAGAAGAAGAGAAGAAAGCCAAAACUGAAAUCAGAACCCAUCCUCUUGCGAGAUCGGUCAACCUCCCCAUGCCUGGCACCAACCCUGCUGCCACCUCCACCACUGCUGUCACCUGCCACCACCAUGGCCUCCGUGGUGGCCCCAUCACCUCUUGUCUACACUAUGCCGAGGGUCUUUGGCCCCUUCCCUCCGCUGCCCAGCAAAUCGAUGGAGAAGUUGGAGGUUGCAAGGUCAGAAGUGAAAUUAAACUGGGCUGGCCUGUCAUCGAACCCAAAGAGCCACAUGGUUGAUCUGACUCCCUUGGUCCUCAACCCCGGAGGCUUCCAUUUCUCAUACCUGACUGGAAACAGUGUGCACAAGCUCCAUUGCCCUGGCUUCCCCUGGACCUCGGCUUGUAGUGGCUCCCCAAUACCGAAGAGACGCCACCCGCUCCUGUGAAGGCCUCCAUCUUCACCCCGCCUGUCUUGCUCAAGUUCCAGCCUGUGCCAAGACCCAAAGAUGACUCUGAGAAUGAUCCUAGCAGCACAGAGUCUGUGCCCCACAAGAGGGGCCCAUAGCCUCUUCCCUACAGACCAUAGCUAAA
This is a messenger RNA of Nyctereutes procyonoides (raccoon dog), 1510 nucleotides long. RefSeq lists its product as uncharacterized. The record is from RefSeq and is a predicted model, not a curated record. Lineage: Eukaryota; Metazoa; Chordata; Mammalia; Carnivora; Canidae. The transcript is spliced from 7 exons. Bases 493 to 1365 code for a protein of 290 amino acids.